Messenger RNA from Schizophyllum commune H4-8, 1155 nucleotides. RefSeq lists its product as uncharacterized. Gene Ontology annotation, molecular function: protein binding. The record is from RefSeq and is a predicted model, not a curated record. The transcript has 9 exons. The coding region runs from base 72 to 1079 and encodes 335 amino acids. NCBI's taxonomy places the organism in Eukaryota, Fungi, Basidiomycota, Agaricomycetes, Agaricales, Schizophyllaceae.
GCGAAGCCUUGACCUUCUUCUCUGCCUUUCAGUUCUACUUCUCUCAUCUCUCGCUACUGUCAUACAACGAUAUGGCUGGAGACAAAGACACCCUCAUCUCUAUGGGCUUCGACGCCGCCCGGGUGGACUGGGCGCUCAAAGCCACCGGAAAUGCUGGUCUGCAGCCCGCGAUGGACCAUAUCCUCGCACAUGAGGGCGAGCCUGUUCCGGAUCUGGGUGCUGUGAAGGAGCAGGCGUCCUCUCGCCCGAGCGACGCGAUGGACGUCGAUGAAGACGACGCGGAUGCGCUGAGGGCGGCGGGGAUUAACGUGGACACAGCCGAGGCGAAGAGCAUCAAGUGCUCGCUUUGCGGCAAGAUCUUCAAGAACACGGCACUUGCAAACUAUCAUGCGGAGAAGAGUGGACACGACCAGUUUGAGGAGUCGACGGAGGAGGUUAAGCCUUUGACGGAAGAAGAGAAGGCGCAACGUCUUCAGGAGUUGCGAGAGAAGAUGGCCGCGAAACGGGCUGUGAAGGCGAAGGAACAAGAGAAAGAAGAUAGGGCGAACGAUGCUAUCCGUCGAAAGGCAGGCAAGGACCUCAACAAGAUUCGAGAAGAGCUCAAGGUGAAGGAGGCGCAGAAGGAAGCGGAGGCGAAGCGUCGAGAGAAGAUUGAGGACCAGAAAGCUCGUGCCGCCAUCAAGGCCCAAAUCGAAGCCGACAAGAAGGCGCGCGCCGAGAAGGCCGCUCGCGAGAAAGCCCUGCGUGAGGGCAGGCCCAUCGUCGAUACCCCCGCUGGACCUUCCGCCCCUACCGCUGCCGCGAAGCCCGCGCAAGCUGGCGUGGCCGGCAAGGAUUACAAGGAGACGAGGCUGCAGAUCCGAAUGUCGACGGGUGGGCAGUAUACGACGACGCUGCCGAGUGAUUCGCCUUUGCGCGCGGUGGCGGAGUUCCUUGCGGCGCAGACUCUCGACGUGCAUGUCGAUACGGUGACGUUCACACAGACAUUCCCGAGGAAACAAUUCAGUGCAGCGGAUAUGUCGAAGUCGUUGCGGGACCUCGGCUUGACGCCUUCCGCGGUUCUCAUCGCCAUUCCAUGAGCAACAAAACAAUGUAUAAUACUGUAUACUACGUAGUUUCUGCUGACAUCUUCAACAUGAUAUCUUGAGGACUCCA